Molecule: messenger RNA, 7755 nt
Organism: Ictalurus furcatus (blue catfish)
Lineage: Eukaryota; Metazoa; Chordata; Actinopteri; Siluriformes; Ictaluridae
Gene: fndc1
Product: fibronectin type III domain containing 1
Exons: 22
Coding region: 12-5024 (1670 amino acids)
Molecular function (GO): protein binding
Source: RefSeq, a predicted model, not a curated record
UUCUGUUCGCUAUGUGUCCACCGGCAGCACGCGCGCUCCCUGCGCUCCUGCUCGCGCUCUGCUCCCUCAGCCCGAUGCUCACAGCAUUUAAACCACUCCAUCCACGAAAUGUGAAGCUAACGUCAGUGGAGAAGGGAUUAAGGGUGACAUGGGACCCGCCUAAUGAGUUGGACGGUCGGCCAGUGGAUCGAUACAGUAUCGGCUACGGCAAGUCUAUGAGGUCUCUGCGCUUCAUCAAGGUGGACAAGGACCGCCGCUCCGAGGUACUAGAGGACGUAGAGCCUGGAGUCCUGCACUUCCUCAAGAUCAAUUCUGAGAAUGAGGAGGGAAUGAGUAAACCAGUCUACAGAGCAGAAACUCCAGGAGGUGGAGAGUGGGUAAAACUGGAUGGCUUUGCAGUCGAAGGUGGAUCUUCUGCAAACGGCUCCUCGCCAGGUAGGAGGUCAUCUGAGCUCUCCUCUCAGAUAAGCCCUCGCCCUACAGUUCAGAGACCGACACUUUUACGGCAGAGGGCCCCACAAUCCUCCUCAGGCCCUGAGGCUCCGCGCAGAGGAGGAUACCUGCCCAUACGCUCUCAAAACAAACAUAGGGUGGAUCUCAGUCAGCCCCAGGCAGACCAACGCAAUGCUAACAAACCCAAACUUGCAUCUGAGUCCAUCCAUGUGAUAUCACUGCAGGCACAGAAAGCACCACAGAGGAACAUACCAGUAAUCAAGACAGAAAACCCUCCUCCAGAGCGAGAUGUAGUGGAGGACGUGGAAGACAUCACAGUGAGGAUUCUGUCUCCCCAGUCUGUUGUAAUCACAUGGGUGGAUCCACUUGUCCAGAAACAGAAAAGUGUCCCUGAAGGUACCAGGCAAUACACUGUCAGAUAUAGAGAGAAGGGAGAGUCUGCUCGGUGGGAAUAUAAGGAGACCUCACAGAGGCGGCUCGUGAUUGAGAAGCUCUCUGCCGAUGGAAUGUAUGAAUUUUCUGUUCGAAUCACUCAGGGAGACCAACAUGGAAAAUGGAGUGUAUCUGUAUUCCAAAGGACUCCUGAAUCAGCUCCCUCUGGCCCUCCUGAGAACUUUGAGGUGCGACCACUUAGAGGGAAAGGUACAGCGGUGACUGCAACAUGGGAUCCACCUGAUGAGCCCAAUGGUAAAAUCAGAGAAUAUAUCCUGUCCUAUGCUCCAGCCCUGAAACCCUUUGGAGCAAAGUCAGUAACAUAUCGUGGCACUACUACCUCAGCCACCAUAGAUGGACUGACACCUGGUGAUCGCUACAUCUUCAGAAUUCGAGCAGCUAACAGGAAGGGGCAAGGACCACAGUCUAAAACCUUGAGUGUUGCAAUGCCGGGAACCAGCACUACUGCCUCACGGCAUUCCACUCAGUCCAAGAGCCCCUCCAGAACAUCUGAAUAUGAUGACUCAGAGGAUCAGGAUACAGAAGACACAGAAGAAUCGCAAACCCAUACCACUACUUCUCCACCCACGAACAAGAAAUUCCGUCCCCUUUCUCAAACACGGUCUUAUCACAGCAUUUUUUCAUCUGUAAGAGGCUCUGUCCGGAAUUCAGGUUCCAGCUCUAGGACAAGCAUUAGCAGUGACAAAGAAAGAAAUGAAGAAGAAACACCAACAGACACUCCAAAAGAAGAUGAAGCAACAGCAAAUGAAGCUGUUGAGGAUAUACAACCUGAAAAUACUAACAAUGUUCCGUCUAAAACUGGGAAGGAAGAACAACCGAAAGUUUCAGCUGGAGCUAAGGAACCAAGUUCUAUUCUUAGAAGUUCAUUACUAAAGACACAUUCUUCCCCUCCAAUGCCCAAAGAGGGCCAUCACCAAUCUCAGUCGUUGACACCUCGCACGUCGGUUGUCAAUGCCGGCCGUUUAAGACGGCCACCCUUUAGUUCCUCACGGUCAAGGAAUCAGAAAGGAGCAUCUUCCAGUUUACCCAACAGCCAAGACCCUGUAGUCUCAAAGAAAGUCCACACCAUCUUAUAUCCUGAAGACAAGGUCAGUACUACAGCAGCAAAAUCAUCCACCCCAUCACCUCAUGAAACCAAGAUGGAAACAGAGAGAGAGUCAUCAUCUUUAUCAUUGUCUUUGCCAUUGUCAUCAGCUGGGACAAGUAGAGUUUCUACCCCAACAAGUCAUGCCAGUAGCUCAGGGACUGGUCCUGUUUAUCCAAAUGGCAGAAGGGUAAUUCAAACUAAGGGUCACAGAUAUCAGACAAGUCGACAAAAAACAGCUUUAAUUUCGUCUGCUUUAUCACAAGCUUCAACAGGAUCCAGUACUGGCUAUCAGGAUAGCCGCUCAACCAGCAUCGUGGAUACAAAACACGACAAUAAAAAUGAUCACAAAAUAAAGGUUAAAAAUAAUGACGACCCACCUGACUCUUAUCAAUAUACCACUACUCUUUCCCCUUCAAUCAAAGAAGAGACUACUCAGGACCUUGGUAACAAGAAUUAUAAAGACAAGGCUGUUAACAGUUAUUUGCCUUCAUCUCAGAGUCCUUCUACAGCAAGUCCAGGACAUAGUUCCUCCCUCUCUAACAGAAAUUCCAGGGUCGUAGUUGGAAGUAGUCAGAGAAAAGAUGGCAGGAUCCCAUGGAGCAGGACUGCUUCUUCUGUAGGUGCAGGGAGGCCAAUUCUGAGAGGAAUGCCAUCCAAUCCAACAGCCACAGGAGGGCAUGUCAGUGGUAAAAACAAAACCUCCCCAACAACCUACACCACAAAGCAUUUGGAUGACUCGAACCUUGCAAAACCCACUGUGAACAGCAGACAACCAGUUUCAAACAAUGGACAGACAACUUCUAAUGAUCACACUGACAAAGAAGACACAAACCCUAGCAAUGAUCACAAACAUGAUUACCUCUCUGAGGUCAACAAAGAAACUCGUGAGAUUAGCAAUACGAAUUCUGUCCCAACUGCAUCCCCCAAAACAAUUGCCUCGGAUGAUAAAGAGGUUCAACGAUCUGGUAAAACCUCUCAGAGCAACUCACCCUAUAUGACUCUCAAUAGACUUGGUUUAGGUUCAAAUGGAAAGGUUCGUUCUGCUCUCCUCGAAAGGUUGCGUGGAAGGUUACAGACAGUACAAAAUACACAAUUGGGCUCUGCUGCCAAACAGAACGCCUCUUCAUCACCCGUUUCAGCUUCUUCAUCCUCUUCUGCCUCCCAGACCAUGGAACACAAAGCUUCACCUUCAGAUCACAGUACAGAUGGUAGCCAAAAUGCUAAUGUUAGAUCAACCAUGGGAUCGGCCUCACGAUCAUCGCUGAAGCAAACUGCUACUGAUCAAAAUUCUGGUGGCGACACACCAACUGAUUUCAAGACCUCCUUAACAGCUCCAGCUAGAAAUCCGGUAGUCAGAUCACGCUAUCCAAGCAGACCUGACAAAAAUUCAAGAGGAAAAACCCCAGUCAGCUUGCACAAACCUAGUUAUGGGCAAGGCAAGAAUGGGCGGCCGAAUCUUACUGCUACAAAUGGCAAAAUUGCAUCUACAUCGGAUGAAAACAAAAAAGGAAAUGGAGUCAAAUAUAUUACAGGCCCCGAUGGAACCAGAUGGGUUGUAGAUCUGGAUAAAGGAGUCCUAAUGAACGAAGAAGGAAAAGUUUUGCAGGAUUCUAGAGGACGGCCCAGGAAAGUCGUCGUUGGAGAAGAUGGAAAAACUAUUUUCGAUGAGCAGGGUACCCCGUUAGUAAACCAGGAAGGGAUGGCUUUGUUUGGUAAUGGGAGGGACGGUCGGCCUGUGGUUAACCCCAGAGAUAAGUACCUCACUGUUGGAGGGAAGCCAGUGGUGGGCCUGGAUCGUCCUACACCCAGUACUACAACCACAACAACCACAACAACUACACCUACACCUACAACUACAACUACAACUACAACCACCACCACAACCACUGCUGAAUCAACAACAACAGAAAUUACAACUCUGGAGUCCACAACUGAAGCAUUGCCUACCUGCCCCCCUGGAACAUUUCCGAGGCUGGAUAUGAACGGCAUUCCUAUGAUGGAUGUUUAUGGAAUACUGGACUGCUACCCAAGUGAUGAGUUUUUGAUGGAGACCACCAUGUUCCCUACCACCACUCAGGUGCCCACUACCACUCAUACCCCCACUACCGAGUUCCGCUUCUUCAACCACAGCCCAUCCUCUGACUUUGAUGUUGCCGGCAAGAAACGCUUCACAGCUCCAUAUGUGAACUACAUCCAGAAGGAUCCUGGCGCGCCGUGUUCCCUGACUGAGGCCCUAGAAUACCUGCAGGUGGAUGUCCUGGCUGAUCUCAUUGAGAAGGACAGGGGCACAACCAGCCAAAAGCAGCCUCCCAAAUACAAGCCCCAUAACAUCACUGUGAUCGCCAUGGAGGGCUGUCACUCAUUUGUUAUUUUGGACUGGGCCCGUCCAUUGAAGGAUGACAUGGUGUCAGGGUACAUGGUGCAGAGUGCUUCCUAUGAUGAUGUCCUGAACAACAGAUGGUCAUCUACUCUCUCAUCUGGCACCCAUCUAGCUGUGGAGAACCUCAAGCCAAACUCCAGGUAUUACUUCAGAGUUCAAGCAAAGAACGUGUUUGGUCUAGGGCCGAUCAGCGAAACAUUAACUUAUGUUACAGAAUCAGAUAACCCUCUUCUUAUUGAGAGACCUCCAGGUGGCGAGCCUAUUUGGAUUCCUUUUACCUUUAGGUACAACCAUGCCCACAGUUCCUGUAGAGGAAGUCAAUUUGUCAAGCGCACCUGGUACAGGAAGUUUGUAGGUGUGGUCCUGUGCAACUCACUGCGCUACAAGAUCUUUAUGGGAGAUGGACUAAAGGAAACUUUCUACAGUAUUGCUGAUUCUUAUGGCAAUGGAGAAGACCACUGUCAGUUUGUAGACUCACAUUUGGAUGGAAGGACAGGAUCACAAACCCUUUCCCUCUACCUACCCCAAGCUCAAGGUUACUAUCGCUCGUAUAGACAAGAGCCUGUAAAUUUCGGGCCCAUAGGCAGGCGUACGCCUCAUCAGUUUGUGGGCUGGUAUGAGUGUGGGGUCCCAAUCCCUGGGAAAUGGUAACAGAGGACAUUCUGAAUGCCAGCUAUCACUGGCAGCUCCAUUUCAUCCUACUACAACCUCUCUGUUUGCCAAGUCCAUAAAUGAACUUUUGCCAACCGCAGCAAGUACAGCCUAAACCAACAUACGGUUUCUGUCAGAGAGGAUAUAAUACUUAAAAUAACAUUUUCUCUAUAACUGUUUCAAUAUAAAGCACUUUUUUUUUUUAAAGCAGUCUGUAUAUGAGGAAAUACAAGCAUGUGUGCUCAAAUUAUUAACAACAUUAUCAGGAACAUUGUAUCCUGAAUAAUUGCCAGUGACUUUAAUGGCUUUGACGGCUUCUUAUUACUGCUGGUAAUAUUAAGUAGUUUGAUACAAACCAAAAGCCUUACAAUUUUUUAUACAAUAAUGAUGUAACAAAUUGUCCGUGAUUACUUCUUUUGUAAUUUUUAAUAACUUUGCUAUUUGUUUUGUAUUCAUGUCUUCUAUCCUCUUAGCUUGAAUGGCAGUUGGCUUGGAAAUAUUGCCCAUAUUAGGGCAGAUAAAAAGGUAAUUUUAUUUGCUCAGGAAAGGUCAAAUACUGAAUAAAGUUACUAUGUACAUCACUAAAGUUUUAUGUUACACAGACAAAAUAAUGUUAGCAUUUUAAUAUGUGAGGAAAAUUUUACUUUAAAUGAGGGGGCGAUUUCAUCGAGCGGACCAAAUGAUCUAUCGGCCCCCUGAUACUAUUCUAUGUCUGCGUGCUCCUGAUCACCUAGCAUCUGACAAUUGUCUUUCGGCUCAUCACGUGAAAAGAAUUAGCAAGCAAUUUGAACAGGUGAGAGAAAAGUAAGUAAGUUGGUCAUUAUCACAUUGAUGCUCCGGCUAUACUGGACACUGUAUAGUAUAAUUAUAACAUUGUCAUCAUCGUUAACAACACUUUGUUUAACUAACAAUGCGAGUCACUUAUUUCCCUUGUCCACCCAUGUUGUAAGAAGAAUCGUAUAUGGUUAAUUAAUUUGAGAUCAGAAUCCAUUGAUAUUUAGCAGUCAUCUCAAAUGAAUUUCAUAUUUUCUACGGACAACAUUUCUACCACAUCCAGAAACAACAAUUCACUAUCUUUACUGCCGUGCACUUGUGUAGUUUUGGAGCUGAAUUGUAUGCUCUUCAUACUACUGUCUGGAAACUAUUAUUAUCUCAAGGACCGGCAGUUCUUUAUUGCAAAAGUCAAACACGUUUGUGUUUUACUUGGCAUUUAGGAAAAAUGUAUCCGGCAGUUCAUACAAAGGGGAAAUCCGAGGUUAACUAGCUCAAUUAUAUCUCUUUUGGACAGCUAUAUUUUUUUUUUCCAUUGAUUUUAGUGACAGUAAUUGUUUUGUUUAAAGGAUGGACCAUAGCAAACCGGAGCAUAUUUUGCAUUAAUUUCAACUCCGGAAAAAAGACAUGCUCCAGAGGUAGUCUGUUUUUUAUCCCGCUUUGUUUAAACUGGUUGUCUGGGACCAUAUUGCCAUUAUCAAGCACAGCAUGGUUUGGAAUAGUUAACGACAUGGGUUACAUAAUAAUGCAUGUGCUGUUUGUCACUACCAAUCAAUCCAUGGAAAUGAAAAAAUACUGGAGAUCACAUCAACAUCCAGUAAUAAGUAAAACAUCACUGUCAAUACUGAGUGUUGAAGUGUACGGUACAGCAACCUUUGCCUAUGGUUGAGUCUACAAAAUAUCAAUAUUUAAAUAAAAAAAAAUUAAUUUUAGUGGUUAAAAUGUAAUAAAAUUACGAUUAAAGAAUCCAAACAAUGUUUCCUAAUGCGAUUCAUUUUAAAAUACAAUUCUGAAGAACUAGGAUUAAACCAUAAUGAUAAAUAGGAUCAAACCUGCUAGUAACAGCCAUACAAUAUCUCAAAUGAUCUCAGUUCAGAGGAUAAAACUUUGGAAAUAGCUUUGCAGCCAUCCUGCGUAUGGUCAUGUCUCUUGUGGAAAAAACAAACACUAUAUACGUUCUGUGUGACGAAAAAUUGUAAUGUUUAUUCAAGAGUUUUGUUGAUCGGAUGAUGAGAUGCACAGAGGAAGCUGGUGAAUCAGUGAAAAGACUAGUUUCUAUCGAUUUCCUCAACAAAAAUCAGUUUGUUUAGGUUCUUUGAACUUGCAUGAAGUUUACAAACACUGAUUAUUAUUAUAUAUAUGUCACUUAAGCCCCCACGAUCAUCUAGACUGUAAUUACCCUGUAAUAUCCACCUAUUACUACAACUGAAAUUGAUUCAUUUCAAUCGUCUCUCUAAUAUGGGCGGCUGUGGAUCAGGUGGUAGAGCGGGUCGUCCACUAAUCGUAGGGUCGGCGGUUCGAUUCCCGGCCCACGUGACUCCACAUACCGAAGUGUCCUUGGGCAAGACACUGAACCCCAAGUUGUUCCCGAUGGCAAGUUAGCGCCUUGCAUGGCAGCUCUGCUACCCUUGGUGUGUGUGUGUGUGUGUGUGUGUGAAUGGGUGAAUGAGACACAGUGUAGAGCACUUUGGAUAAAAGCGCUCUAUAAGUGCGCCAUUUACCAUUAAUAUGUCAACCCCUUGCAUACUCUCUAGCACAAUUGCUAAUGAUUUAUCUGCAUUAAACUUAUCCUCUGUAUAUUUACCAACUCAAGAAUUCUUGGCAAGUCUCAUGAAAAUCAACUAAACAUAAUGUGUGAAGUGAAUAGCACGUGUAAUGACUAAUAUUCUGAGAUUAAACAUAUGAUAAUGAUAAUGCUGCAUAGUUUUCUUUCAAAGAAAUAUUUUUGAACAUUACAACU